Molecule: messenger RNA, 2918 nt
Organism: Stegastes partitus (bicolor damselfish)
Lineage: Eukaryota; Metazoa; Chordata; Actinopteri; Pomacentridae
Gene: clybl
Product: citrate lyase beta like
Exons: 8
Coding region: 4-1035 (343 amino acids)
Biological process (GO): regulation of cobalamin catabolic process
Molecular function (GO): (S)-citramalyl-CoA lyase activity
Source: RefSeq, a predicted model, not a curated record
AAUAUGGCGGCGCACAUAACCAGAGCAGUGAAACGACUUCUUCCACAAGAGAGAGGUUGGCUCCAGCCUGCAGUCUGGCAAUUGUAUACUGAAGCAUGGUGUCAUCACCAUAACUCCGCAGGCUCCUCGCUGCACUAUGUACCCCGCAGGGCGGUUCUCUACUGCCCUGGCAAUGAUGAGCGAAAAUUGAAGAAACUGGCCUCGCUGGAUGUCGACUGCGCCGUGUUGGACUGCGAGGAUGGCGUAGCCCUCAGCAAAAAGACAGAGGCCAGGGAGACCAUUCCCAGGAUGUUAGAAGAACUGGACCUGGGCCGGACAGAGAAGUGUGUGAGGGUGAACUCAGUGUCCAGUGGUUUAGCUGAGGCUGACCUGCAGGUCAUUCUGCAGGCUAAGGUCCUUCCUCCUGCCAUCAUGUUGCCCAAAGUGGAGGACGUACAGGAGGUGCAAUGGUUUGUUGACAGGUUUCAGCACAACUUGAAAGGACGGGCACUGACAGAACCCAUUCGCCUCGUCACCUUUGUGGAAACCGCUGUGGGCCUGCUCAAUUUUAAGGCGGUGUGUGAGGAAAUCCGGCGUCUUGCUCCCAAGGCUGGUCUCCACCAUGACGGUGUGGUGUUUGGCUCUGACGACUUCUGUGCCAGCAUAGGUGCAACACGAACUAAGGAUGCCAGGGAGCUCCUUUACGCGAGGCAGAAGGUGGUUGUGACCACCAAAGCAUUUGGGCUGCAGGCUAUUGACCUGGUCUACAUCGACUACAAAGACGUGGAGGGGCUGAGGCAGCAGGCCAGAGAGGGAGCUCUCAUGGGCUUCACAGGUAAGCAGGUUAUCCACCCAGGGCAGAUCCAAGCUGUGCAGGAGGAGUUCUCCCCGAGUCAGGAGAGGGUCCAGUGGGCCACAGAGCUCAUUGCUGCUUUUGACCAGCAUCAGAAGGAGGGAAAGGGUGCGUUCACCUUCCGCGGCAGCAUGAUUGACAUGCCCUCGCUGAAGCAGGCUCAGAACAUCGUAACACUUUCUGCCGCGGUGCCAAAGAAAUAACACGAGUGGGGAGAAGAAAUGGGAGGAACCACGCAACUAAACCCUGACGGGAGAGGUCAAAAGGAAACGGGGAAAUGUUGCAGGUCUCAUUAUAAGAAACGGCACUUCAAAAAAAAAACUUUUCAGCUGUUGUCACGUUGCCUGACAUACGAGGACAGAGGACGCUGUGGUUGUAAUUCAUGUUUUUAAUGAUAUUUUUGAUUAAAUCCAGUUGAUUUUACGUGGCUGCCGAGUUCCAAUUUAUACUUGGCCUGUAUCUUCAGAUAUUUUCAACAAUGCAAGCUCUGCACAUAGCGAGUGUCAACAGCCUCCUGAAAACCAACUAAAGGAUUACUGCCCUGUGUGGCUUUCUUUCUUGGCAUGCUCUGCAGUGUGUGCAUCACCAUCAUGUCAUUCUCCAGUGUGUGUGCGUGUGUGUGCCCCUGCCUCCCAUCUCUCCCAGGUCAUGAUGAAUGCUCUCCCAUCUCCACGGUCCAGGCAGCUGGGCGAAAGGGUAAACAAACACAACAAGCCACUGUUGUGGAUCUAUUCACUGGGCCCCAGCCUUCCAGUCAGGCCUCAGCCCCCUGCCCAGGGCCCGACUCACAAACAUCAAAGUCCUGCUUUCUUAGAAAAAAAACACAGAUGGAAGUGCGUAAACUCAUGAUUUAGCUUUUUUGUGUGUGUGUGUGUGUGUGUGUGUGAUUGUGUGUGUGUCAUUCUCCCUAGUAAAGGCAUGUAGCUCUCUCUGUGGCAGCCUGUAGUUGAUGGUGUGUUGAUGGAGAAGGCAUGUGGCAUCAUACACACCAUGACCCGCACAAAAAGCAAGAGAAAAAAAACCCCAACACACAUUGCAUACAAGCUGCAGCGGUAUUCUCCAACUCGUCUCUCAUUUAACGCAAGAUUAAGGCGACCUGGGUUUACAAUAACGGUGAAACUCCAAAAAUGAACUUCUUAAUGAGUUCAGUAAAGAAGUUUGUUGUCUUGUCACAAAUGACAGUACAAAGGGGCUUUGUGGAGCACUUGUCCAUGUCUGACUUGCAGAGACAGUGAAGUGGGUGUGAUGUUCGAAUGAGACAGAUUAGUGGCCAUGUUGCUCCAGCAGACCAGGACUGAGGCUUUGUCUCUCUGACUGUGGAUGGGAGGAUAAUUGGGGGGGUGUUGAAUGGUUAAUAGUGCCAUUGGUGACCAUGGUAAUGAAAGGCGCCAUACCUCCUCUACCCCACCUCACCCAAUCUCUCUCUCUCUCCCUCUCUCUCUCUUACUGUAUGAUCUAUUGUGUCUGGGGCAGGGCUGGUGUCUGUGCCAGGCCAGGCCAGACAAAAAAAGAUCGAAACCACUCCUGCGUCCAGCCAAAGACCCGAACAGUAAGCUGUCUCUUUGGCAUUUGGCCACAUAUUUCUUUCACCCCUGGUUCGCUUUUUUUCUGUCGCGAACACACAUUCAGCUUGUUUGUUUGUUUUCCCCCCCAAUCUACCAUUAUACCCAGAGGUUGGUGGACAAAACUGCAAUUAUGUCGAACUUCAAUUAACUAAAUUCAAAAUUAUUAUUUGGGCUGGACGUGUUUUGUGAGAUCUUCAAAAAUAGAUGUUGGAACAAGCGUUAUGAAUCCUUAACUUGCAUCACGAGUAGAUGGUGAGAUUAAAAUAUAAUGCACAUUUGUGUUUGUUUUGUCAAAUUUUGAAACACUUUACUGUGACUUUCUAAACUUUUAUUCAUUUCUUUUCCAGCUACAUAUUGUUGCAAUUUAGAAAAUGUUUCAGGAAUUAAAACACCUUUGAAUCUUGUGUGAAUAAGUUAAGUUAGAUAAAAAUAAAGAGGUUUUAAAGGGUUUGACAGUGUCACCUCAUGUUUUGUUUUAUCACAAUGUUAAAUACUAAACAUUAAAAUUAAAUCAAGAUGCC